AUGGCGGACGCGGUGCCUUCUUCUAUCCUCAUCAUCGGCUCGGGCGUCUUCGGCCUGUCGACCGCCUACUCUCUAGCAAGGAACCCGGCCUACAAAAACACCAAAAUCACACUCGUCGACCGCUUGAGCUUCCCCGCAGGCGACUGUUCCAGCAUCGACACCUCGCGCAUCAUCCGUCCCGACUACGCCGACGCCCCUUACUCCGCCCUUGCCUAUGUCGCGCAAGACCUGUGGCGCACGACCGAAUGGGGCGCCGACGGGCGGUACACAGAAGCCGGGCUGGCGCUGACGGCAGGGCCGAACGGAUGCCCCUACGUCGACGAGUCGCACAAGAACGUCGUCGGGCUGGAGCCGACAGCGACGAGCGAGCGGUGCACGCUGCCCGAGUCGCGGGGCCGCGGACGGGCGAAGAUCGAGGAGCUGCGGAGCGCCGAGGACGUGCGGCGGUGCGCGGGGACGGGCGGCAUCAACGGCGUGCAAGGCUACGUCAACUGGACCUCGGGCUGGGCGGACGCUGAGGCGUGCAUGCGGUUCCUGUACUCCAAGGUGCAGGCGACGCAGCGGGUGCGCUUCGUCCGGGGCACCGUGGCGCGGCUCGACAUCGACUUCAACGGGCCCCAGAAGCGCGUGCGCGGCGCGCACCUGGCCGACGGCGGGCGCACGCUCUCGGCCGACCUCACCGUCGUCGCCGCGGGCGCGUGGUCGUCGGCGCUGCUCGACCUGCGCGGGCUGGUCAAGGCGACGGGCCAGACGCUGGCGUACGUGCCGCUGGCGCCGUCGGAGCAGGCGGCGCUCGGCUCGUCGCCCACGGUGCUCAACCUCAGCACCGGCAUGUUCUGCAUCCCGCCGUCGCGCAACCUCCUCAAGCUCGCCCGCCACGGCCACGGCUACACCAACCCCGUCACCAUCCCCCACCCCGAACAGCCCCCCGCCGCCGCCGAGAACAUCACCGUCUCCCUCCCGCGCACCCACCUCACCACCCCUCCCCUCCCCGCCCACCUCCCGCGCGAAGCCACCCUCGCCCUGCAACAGCUCGCGCACGACCUCUACCCCCCGGGCGCCGCGCCGCACGACCCGUCCUUCUCGCCGCACCCCAUCGCCGCGCGCCCCUUCGCCGCCGCGCGGCUGUGCUACUACGCCGACACGCCCUCGGGCGACUUCCUCAUCUCCUACCACCCGGACUACGCCGCCCGCUCGCUCUUCGUCGCCACCGGCGGCUCCGGCCACGGCUUCAAGUUCCUGCCCGUCAUCGGCGACGAGAUCGUCGGCUGCAUCCGCCGCGGCGACUGCCCCGAGGCGUUCCGCGGCCGCUGGGCCUGGCCCAGGGAGCGCGUGCUGCCCGAGGACGGCUGGGCCGGCGACGGCAGCAGGGGCGGCCCCAAGGGCAUGGUGCUGGAUGACGAGUACGCGAAGGGCGGGGCGAGGCUGUGA
This is a messenger RNA of Diplodia corticola, 1431 nucleotides long. RefSeq names its product fructosyl amino acid oxidasesarcosine oxidase. NCBI's taxonomy places the organism in Eukaryota, Fungi, Ascomycota, Dothideomycetes, Botryosphaeriales, Botryosphaeriaceae. Gene Ontology annotation, molecular function: flavin adenine dinucleotide binding; L-pipecolate oxidase activity; proline dehydrogenase activity. The transcript has 2 exons. The record is from RefSeq and is a predicted model, not a curated record. Bases 1 to 1431 code for a protein of 476 amino acids.